CAAUGUUUUUCGCCUUCAGUCCUAUCUACGACCCACCGAACGAUCUACUAAAAUACUUCAUUCUCCCCAGUAUACGGAGCCUAAGCUCAAGCCGCUCAUCGCCUUCCAUACAGUCCUGUAAAAAGUCGAAGAAGAAGAAGAAUAAGAAGACGAACGAAGCAACCCGCGAAACCAUGGGCAAAUACUCACUUUCCCCGUUCCUCUCACGCAUCAAACAUAAAACCAAUCGAUCAAAAUAUUCAGCGUUGAAAGAAGGCUGCUAUUGCCCACUUCCUUCUUCUCCUUCUUCCUCUUCAUCGUCAUCAUCCGAGUCUGAAUCUCGAUUUCGAUCCCAGAUCCAAUCACAGGCUCAAGCACAAACAACAACAGCCCCCCAAACCACCACCACUUCAAUGUCCACAACAACAGCAAUGAUAUUACCAACUGCAUCGUCACCACCAUCGAUGCUGAGCCCGCCGACGCCCUGGUACAACUCCUCUGGUUUCUCUUCCACGGAUACGCUUGUUGACGAUUCUACGCUGCCGCCCGUGUCUGCGCGGGCUAAUCAUACUUCGUCUGGGCUUUCCUCGUCGGUGUCGGCUUCAGAAGAGGACGACGAGGAGGCGGCGCGUUUGACGAGUACAGGGGAGCAGCAGCAGGGACGAGGGCUUCCGCAUCGGUCGACCAUGGGGUUUCGGGGCGCGAUUGCCGGGGCUGCCGGGGUCAUUAUGUUUUAGGGUCUCUGUGGAUGUGAUGGGGUUAUUGUGUGACGGGUGUAUGCUCGUGUUCUUAUAUUUUUUUCGUUCCCCGAAUUUUCGUGUCUAUUUCAUCUUGUUUAGUCUUGCUUUUCUUCUUCUUUUCUAGUUCAAGGAGACCAUUUUGGUACCUGCGUCGGUCCGAGUAUCAUGAUGCUGGGUCAACAUGUGAGAUUCUCUAUUUACUUCGGCUGUAGACGCUUCGAUACUUUUCUUUAGGUCGAUGAAGUACUUGAAGGGGUUUAUUAGAUUUUAUUCUGUUUGGACAUAUGUCUACUUAUGCAUGGAGAGAAACAAGUUAUUGAGCUAGAGCUGACAUCUCUGUUCACAACUACCAACGAAAUUAUAUCGACUGUCAAGUCUAGCAUGUUGAAACAAAUAACGAUUUCAACUCUAAAGUCGAAGUAAAACCCCAUCACAUUGAGUGGACGAAUUGCAAGAUGCAA
Periconia digitata is the source of this 1180-nucleotide messenger RNA. Lineage: Eukaryota; Fungi; Ascomycota; Dothideomycetes; Pleosporales; Periconiaceae. The record is from the annotation of a GenBank genome assembly.